Verruconis gallopava is the source of this 3548-nucleotide messenger RNA. RefSeq lists its product as uncharacterized. The record is from RefSeq and is a predicted model, not a curated record. Bases 848 to 2398 code for a protein of 516 amino acids. The transcript is spliced from 2 exons. NCBI's taxonomy places the organism in Eukaryota, Fungi, Ascomycota, Dothideomycetes, Venturiales, Sympoventuriaceae.
CAAAGGAGCACGACAAAUCCAUCUCGUCUCGCAUAUCCUCAGACACUUCCUCGCAGACACACCCGUCUUCGGGCACGGGCAUAUUUGCUGUAUCUUCUUCGUGCUCGCGCGCGCGUCAAAGGCGUUGGUGCAACGGCGCCCUCCCGCGCAACACAAAACGGCCGCCAUAGCCCGACCAUUUUCUUGCCUCCCGACUUUUUCUGCACCGCCCAGCGGCAACAACAAGAACGCCAACAUCAACGACGACGCGCUCCUUUCUCUCCCUGCCUGCGCCGUCUGCUCAGAGACCAACAUCGCCCGCGGCUCGCCAUCUGUCACGCCUUGUUUGUGCCUCAGCAAAACAGGCAGCAAGGAAAGACGACGGCUUCAAACCUGUUUGCGGCCUCGCUCCCCGUCGUGCGCUUACCGGCCACCCGAGCCCUAGGUUCGCCAGCACACGUGCUGCUUGUUGACGCGGCGUGUAUGCUCCAUCCGCUACAUGUGCUGCUACUCUGCUGUCUUUCCUGACCGACCGAGCAUCAUUCGCUGGUAGCUUUGUGACCUAGCUCCCCGUCUACCAAAAAGUCGCGCAGCAGCAAAAGAACGUUCACCACGUCGCUGUCUUGCGGUGGCUGCGCUCUCGUGGCACCAUCCCACGUCCACCGCCACGGCUCCCAUCUGGCCCACGAUACAAUUUCGCCAGUACUUCUUCGCUUUCCACUCAAACCGAGCGCCGCGUGCGGCCAGCGCAUUCUUCUCUUUCUGGACGAGCGCGACGAAAGACCUCACCCCGCCGUGGUUCGUCCUUAAAGUGAUGGGACCCUUCGCAACGAACGGUCCCAAGCACUGAAGUCCCGUCGUUGCGAGAAUGCGCGAGCUACGGCCACUGAACCUCCCCAAAAUGGCACUCGACCGCAGCGCCGGUGCCUCGCUUUCAUGCGAGGACGUCACGGCGACCAAGAGCUCCGUCUGCGGCCACGCUUCUGCAGGUUCCAUCUCAAGCGCGUCCGAUCUGUCCGGUCCAACCACACCCACCUUCUCGGUGCGCGGUCAUUCUCGCUUUCCAAGCUCGGGCUCGUCGAUGACUUCAAAUUCGACGUCUCCCGUGUACGAACAUAUCGACAAUCUCGGAUCUACCUGCAAACUACCCAUGCCUCAGCUUCCUGAAGAGCCCGCCGAGAACGAAGAAGACGUCUGCCCCAGGGAUGACCAUCCCGUCGACUCGUUCGAUUCAUAUCGGUUCGACGACGUCGACCGCAGCACCAUCUUGUUGCGUGAGAGCCACGGCUUUGAUGCCCAUGCUCUGGACGACUACAGCGGCCGACCAGCGCCAUGUCGGGAGGUGAAGCACCAACGGUCCAUGGACACCUUCAACACGCUGUCGUUGCGUCUGAACUCCUUCACCAAAAAGUUUACCAGCCGCAAAAACGCUGCACUUCCGGCUGGGCUGGGCAUUCAAACGUCGAACUUUUCAGGACCGGCCUCCAGUCGCUCCUCGUCCCUGACGAGCGCGCACUUUCCCGGCUUUGAUCAGAACGAUGUCCUGCCGCCAACACCUGCCAUGUCUGUUUCGUGCAUCAGCACGCCCGCCUCCCCGGUCGACGAGGUCAACAGACUGAGCGUCGAGGAACCGUUUGAUCGCAGGGCUCUGUCGUCAACGCCGCUGCUGCCACCCAUGAUGACCUCGUCUGCCGAGGCGAUUGUGGAACCUGUCUAUAGUCCUCUGCAGUCGCCGACUAUAGCAGACCCAAACAAGACCUUUUCCAUGGUCAGCUCAACCACGUACGAAGCCCCGCGUGUGUCUGCGCUCCCUUCUCCGCCCCUGUCAUCCAAGCCGUCUAUCUCGUCGUUCCAACGUGGACGCACAAGCACCUUCGCCAGUGUACCGGACGUCCCUCCAAUGUACAGGGAAGAUGCCGUCGACGAGUGGAGUGUCAAGCUCGGUCACGCAAAUUUCACUAUCGAUCCUGCCCCUUACCGUCCUUCGGUGUGUGAUGCAGAGACCUGUCAGGUGCUGGUCAUGGAUUGGGAAACCGCGCGCCAGCAGUACUUCAAAUACCGAGCGCGGGUAGUGGAGCACUAUGGCGCCGGCUCCAAGACGUUCAAGCUGACCGAGGAGAAAUGGCGAAGCAUCGAUGCGCAGUGGAGAGAGAACGUCGCUUUCGCUUCUGCGCAGGCCAGUCUUCUCCGCGGCGAUGCAAUGCCAGUCACUCCGGUUGAGCCUGCUCCGCUUACCAAUAUGCCUACAAUCUGCGACCCACGCUACGAUGGCAAAUUUCCAACGCUCGGAGACCAGGACAUUGUCGGUCCUAUGGAGGUUGCGCCUCCCCUACCUCAGACGAUGCCAUCUUCGCCUUCUGGCAAGCUCCACAAUUUCUUCCGCUCCAUGUUUGGCCGCUCAAGAUCAGCGACCAGGUGAGCACUGCAUACUUGUACAGAUCUCCUUUUUACGAUGUCAUGAGUUUCAGAGCACGAUACCCCCACAGUCCUUUUGUCAACGACGUCACUCGGCAUGAUUGGCGGCAAAGCACUCCUUCAGAAAAAAAAUUUUCUUCCCUGUCAGCGACAUUGUACAAAGCCGAUGUCAUACUUUUUUACGCGUAGAAUUUAGAACUAUCAAUUCUGCGGGGGCAAGCCUCGGCGGCGAGUGCACCUACGCGUUACUCUAUUCAACAGAACAGACGAGCACUAAUGAGUCGCAUUGCAAGUCUGGGAAGUCUGUUUCCUGUGUCGAGUCUGGUACAGCUGCCUCAUCUGGGCCCAGACAUAAUUCAGCACGCGAGACUAGCAGAAGUUGCCGAAGUGUCCAACUGAAACGCAACUGGCGUUCUUUUCGUUUGUCAAAGCUAUGCUUUAUUCGGGUCUGUAUGUCCGGAGGGUCGGGUUUCAAAAAAAAAAGUUUUGGGAAAAGGGUCCUGUCCCUUUCUCCGGCGGUAUGGAAAGGCGAUUCAGGAACGAACCAUUCUUUGGCAUGGCGAGAAGCAAACUUUGGGACCGAUCUCACCGAAAAAAGAGGUUUUAUCCCUUCCGAUGGAUGGCGGUGCGUUGUAGGGUCGCGACAAGAACCGGGGAUGCCAGCACCGGCCUUCCAUUCGACUUCUGUCGCCGCUACGCCGGUUUGACAUGUUUUCCAGAAGGACGGCCCCAUGGACAUGGGCUUGGAAGGAGUGCUAAGGUGCAUGCUAGCAAAUCUUGGUUCGAGUACCUUCCAACCCCAGCGAGAGAGUUAUGGUUCGGCUAAAAUGAACGGUCACACUGCGGGCAGCCUUCUUGCUCUCUAAGUGAACAAGAAGCCGAGGGAUGCCAUCGAUGUGUAGGGACUACCAAGAGGUAGCACAGGAUUUUCAUUAACUUGUGAUUCACGUUAUAGUAAUGGUUACUGUCGCCGACUCUCACGGCCGAUGAACUAGAUAACGGUCUCAGCGUAGGGACGGCCAAGAGGCCAACCCAAUCUGAGCGGUAGCUGUGUAUAAUUAUGGCCGAAAUGGCGAAAUGUAAUUUUGUACAGCGGGCCUUGAAGCCUGGCUGGGAACAAUAUGUAUUUUGACAGUCUGAACGGGUGCGUCGUG